AUGCCACUAACAAUUGAUGCCGGAAGCGAUGCACCAGAUACACAACGGAUCACUCGAGGCGGGCGCCGAAAGCGCAACGAAUACGCUCUCGUCGCCUGUAUGCUAUGCAAGUCUCGAAAAGUCAAGUGUGAUGGCCAAUGGCCCUGUCAGCGCUGUAUAAAGCGUGGGGUGGAGUGCUCAUACCCACGUCGGGGCAACAUACCCAGCAUGAGCCCAAUGCCCACCGAAAUGAGCUUAGAGAUGGAUUACUCACCGUCAACAGACGACGCAGUCACGCCUCACAUAUCGGCAACCUCCGGCAUCACGAUCUUGAAAGAAGCACCGCGCCAACCUGUGAAAACCAGUAGGAGUCUAGGCACCUCGCUACAAAGUCCUGCGCCUACCGAAAAAUCACCCACGGCACGUCGCUCAAGCUUUGUUGAUACCUUCAGCUUGGCGAGAUCAUGCCUUCAAGCUAACGGUAUCGUGGACGAAGUCGAGGAGGACGUCCAAGGUUCAAUGAGCAAACCAGGUCUGACUUUAGAAGAAUGCCUUGCUUCCUCAAGUAACGACUGCUUGGAUUCGGUUCUGGACCUUGGCUAUGACAGAGCUAGACACCUGUUCAUCACCUUUGCUAAGACUAUUUUUCCGAUUUACCCGUGUGUUGAUCUUCACUCGGCAGAAAUGGUCUUGAAUACAGUCUUUGGGCGUUCAGCGAGCCAUACAUCACAACCUGCUUCGAUGACUUUGACGAAGAUUGAUAUUCUCAAAGCUCUCUUGGGACUAACUCUCCUCAUUGAAGAAGACAGCACAAGCCCUUUAGCACGUCAUCUACAGCGAUAUGUCGAUUGGUCAGUGGAAAAGGUCUUGAUGGGUAGAGGCCCAACUAUUGACGAUGUUGCCAUGGCUACUUUGAUGGGGUUGUAUUCAUUCCACAAAUCGGAACACAUAAAGGCGUGGCGACUCGUCAGUCUGGCAUCGAGAACAUGCUUCGAACUUGGUCUCCAUCGAGCGCCAGAAGUGGCAGUUAAGACCGUUGGAGUUCCUGGUACUUUUUCCCCACGAGAGUUAUUCUGCUGUGUAUACGUACUAGACCGGACGUUUUCCUUUGCUACCGAUCUUCCUCAUACCACCAAAGACGAAGACAUAGAUGAGAGGUGCUUUGAUCUUGGCACCUCGUCUCCGUUCCUAGUCGUGACCAUGGAAUACACUCGUCUCAACGCGGAGAUAUUAGGAUUGACGAAGGCUUCUACCAAGACCGUUACAGAAAGUCGGCAGCAAAAGGAGUACCUAGAUUAUAAGUUACAACGGCUGCGCGACCAAUUCCGGGACCUCACGACCGCCGCCCGUUCUACAACUCUACCCAGCAGCCCUUGGAAUCCUCUUCAAAACGAGGUCCUUAUGAAUGACCUAGAAACCUUUCUAGAAAUACGCAUCUGUCAUUCUAGGAUACUGCUACGCAAACCCCUACUUCACUCGUACAAAGGCGAUCGGGACAAAACAGCAGCCGCAGCGGUGUGUAUUCAGUGCGCAAAAGCUACCAUCUUUCUGUGCUCUGGUGUAAUCAACAAGGCAGUCCCGCUGAAGUGUCUCCGAAGUUCGUACGAAUACUUUACUGUGUCAUCACUCGCUAUAAUACUGUUGGUGGUUUCUCAGGACCCAGAAACCUACGGGCCAGAGAGCAGAGACGCCUUUCAAGAGGCGAUUAGAAUACUUCAGGUAUCCAAGUGUCGAAAUUUUGCGUGCGGGAAUUUGUCCUUUACUUUUGAGCAGCUUCUCAGAAUUGGGGAGCGGCUUCACAUGCCGAAAGAUAGCAACACCCCAUUAUUGCAGGAUUUUGGAGAUAUUGAUAUGGGACAGCUCUUGGAGGAUUCACAAUGUGUUGGAGCUGGAGAUUUGCAGACUCUGGGUGAUAGUAUUUUCGGACUAUUUGGGAUGAAUGGAAACUGGCCUGCCAAUAAUAGCUAUAUGUGA
Molecule: messenger RNA, 1953 nt
Organism: Fusarium verticillioides 7600
Lineage: Eukaryota; Fungi; Ascomycota; Sordariomycetes; Hypocreales; Nectriaceae
Exons: 6
Coding region: 1-1953 (650 amino acids)
Biological process (GO): regulation of DNA-templated transcription; DNA-templated transcription
Molecular function (GO): DNA binding; DNA-binding transcription factor activity, RNA polymerase II-specific; zinc ion binding
Source: RefSeq, a predicted model, not a curated record